Molecule: messenger RNA, 1176 nt
Organism: Cuscuta campestris
Lineage: Eukaryota; Viridiplantae; Streptophyta; Magnoliopsida; Solanales; Convolvulaceae
Source: the annotation of a GenBank genome assembly
AUCUGUGCGGCAUUUGGAUUUGUAUAUAACAAGCUAAGAAAGAUAUAAAAUUGUUGUGAAAUUACACUUUUAGCCCUUAAAUUAACACGUAUAUGGUAGAAGAUCAAAAAAAGACUUUUUUAUGGAAAGGGUCUGAGAAGAAGGAAGAAUCAUCCAGCAGAAGGCCCCAAUUCCAAGAACAAAAUGGUGUGUUUCCUGUCAUGUUUUGGCAUCCAAAAGAAACAUAAACAGCGCAAGCCCGCCAAGAAAACUCAACGGUCAGACACGGUGGAGGGGAAGUACCUGCAUCUAGACUUCAGGAAGUCAGGUGAACCAGAUCCGAAAACCAGAUUUAGCAGGAAUGCAAGGAGAUGUUCACUGGCUGAGAAGAUCAAGAAAAAAGUGACCUUUAGUUUAGAUGUCAAGAUCUAUGAGCCAUUGCAGCAAGAGGAGAUUGAUUCAUAUUUUUCGGAUGAUGGUCAAGAGAAGUCGGAGUGGGAGUACCCAUCAGAUUAUAGGUACUAUAGUUGUAGGGAUAGUUUUGAUGACGACGACAUAAGACUCAAUGAAAGUGAUAUUGAAGAAGAAGACAUUGACGAGGGCGACGACUUUGAUAAUGGCAUUGAAAGCAACAAUGGGUGUAUAUUGAUCCAAGGAGAAGAACGUAAAAGCCGUGUUCUAUUUUCUGGCCCCGGAUAUAUAAGAGAUGACCGUGUGAAUUGUGUGUUAAAACCAAUGGAAAACCUCACACAAUGGAAAGUAGUGAAGGCAGUAGAAGGAACCAGAUUCAUGAAGAAGAAUCAGAAGAAACCCUCAAUUAACUAUAAGAAAAUACAAAACAAGAGCAAACCCAUUCAAGUCGAUGCCAUUCUCUCAAAUUGGUCGUUACCAUCGGAGAAGAAACCUAGAGUGACAGUGAGCGCCUAGCUACUUUCUUGUGGAGCAUUUGUCUUUUUUUUUUUGUUUUUGUAUUUCCAUUCUUUAUUGCCCCAUUUAUUGAUUCCUUUCUGUAAAUUGUUUGCAAGUGCAGCUGAUGUUGUUUGUAUUGAUUCUACCAAAUGCAAGGGUAAUAUGUAUAAAAAGAGAUUCAUCUUUUACAAUUUACAAAGACCCAAAAGAUCCAUCUUUUACCAUGAUUUCUUUCAUCUAAAGAAGCACACGAGCCCAUUUUGUUUGCAGUAAAUUUGAUUGAGAAGG